Nematolebias whitei (Rio pearlfish) is the source of this 1178-nucleotide messenger RNA. It is a transcript of the gene stc2a, whose product is annotated as stanniocalcin 2a. Bases 157 to 1014 code for a protein of 285 amino acids. Gene Ontology annotation, molecular function: hormone activity. The transcript is spliced from 4 exons. Gene Ontology annotation, cellular component: extracellular region. Gene Ontology annotation, biological process: intracellular calcium ion homeostasis. Lineage: Eukaryota; Metazoa; Chordata; Actinopteri; Cyprinodontiformes; Rivulidae. The record is from RefSeq and is a predicted model, not a curated record.
AGUCCCGCACAGCUGCUCCGCGAAGUCGCAGCUGCGCUCAUCGCCCAAUCCAAGGUGAACCCUCUCUCUCUCUCACACAUACGCGCGCGCGCACACACACACCGCCGCCGGAUCUUUGCUGCGGGGGCAGACUGAAGGCGCACAGCCGGAGACGCAAUGUUGGUGAAGCUGACCGCGGCGCUGCUGGUUCUGUCAGUGCUGGAGCGGGUCGGGGGGUCGGAUAACACGGAUUUUCUCGAUCUGCCCCCGGAGAAGCCCGCGAGCCACAAAGGACGGCUGUCUCUGCAGAACACAGCUGAGAUCCAGCACUGCUUGGCAAGUGCUGGGGAUGUCGGCUGUGGUGUGUUCGAGUGCUUUGAGAAUAACUCCUGCGAGAUACGAGGGCUGCAGGAAAUCUGCCUGACGUUCCUGCACAACGCUGGCAAGUUCGACUCUCAGGGGAAGUCCUUCAUCAAGGAUGCCCUGAAGUGUAUGGCGCACGGUCUACGGCACAAGUUCAGCUGCAUCAGCAGGAAGUGUGUGUCCAUUAAGGAGAUGGUGUUCCAGCUGCAGAGAGAAUGCUACAUGAAGCACAACCUGUGCUCUGCUGCUAAGGAGAAUGUGGCCGUCAUGGUGGAGAUGAUCCAUUUCCAGGAUCUCUUCCCUAAAGGUCCUUAUGUGGAGCUGGUGAAUAUUCUCCUCAGCUGUGGAGAGGAAGUGAAAGAGGCGCUGACCCGGAGCGUGAGGCUACAGUGUGAGCAGAACUGGGGGGCGCUUUGCGACAGCCUGAGCCUCUGCUCCUCCCUCGUCCCAUCUCCCGCCAGCUCCGCCAUCGAGCACCACCGUCACGCCUCGUCUUCCCGCCCCGAGCUGGAUCACCCUCGCCCCCCACGGCAAGGCGACAAGGACAAAGCUGGUAAGGUGGGUUUUAACGUUCACCCACGCAAUCGCAGCCAGGGACCUCGCCGCCACAACUUAGAAACCGGAGGGGUGACUGAGCAAGAAGACCCCAAGGCCACAGACAUCCGGAGGUGAAGGCUCAAGGGACCUUUGACCCCCUACUCCCCCAUCAAACAUUUAAAAUCCACCUUUGCAGAUUUAUACACACACACACACACUUGUACUCAAAGUCCUUGACAGACUGAACAGAAGGAAACAAACCCCGACUUUUCCUGUCUUCCUCCUCCUCUCCAGUCAUU